UGGGCGUGUUCGGUCACAGUGCUACAGUAUACCAGUUAGGCUAUCUACGCUGGAAUACUUCCUUAUUCUGAGCUACAGUCGCCGAGGAUUCAGUUGUACCUUCCAGUCAUCUGAAGAAUGUGUAGUACUUUGGAGUAACUGCUCUUCAGAUACUUGUAUAAACGGGUGCCUGCUAGUCACACAACAAGGACCAUUGUUCACUUUAGAAGAGGAAUGGAAUUUAAAGGAGAUGGGAAGGACAAGUUCUUCAUAGUGACACGGGGGAAGGUGAGAAAAGGCUUCUCCAGAGGAUGCAUCGGCCGUGUGGAAGCAGUGAUGCAUAAGGGAGAGCUGAUGGGACUGUUGUACGGAGGUGGCAGCAGUGGGAAUCCUAAGAGCGGGGACAUGGUGAAGAGGGAGGACACGUACCCCCUCACCCGACACCAGGCCCAGCUGCUGCUCUUCGUGUCCCCCUCCAGCAAACGCCUGGAGCUCCUGUGUAACCCCCAGCUCUUUUCAGCCAUCUGUGUACUGUCUCAGGAUGACAUGGUAGUGGUUAAGCACAAGAAAGGUCACCAGCCAGGCCUGGUUCGGAACCUGAUGCUGAUCGGUAAGAAGGAGAACCAAGGGGACCUGCUGAUGCUGGGCUUUGAGGUUGAGUUUUUGCAGGACUCUGAUCAAACAGUGUCCCCUAAGAAGCCAGCUCCUCUCCCCCUGUUCAGUGCAGCAGACAUUGUCCAGGUUGUCCCAGCAUACUCUGUAGGCAUUGGCCCUCGCUGGAAAGACAGUUAUUCAGAGGGUCUAAACAGAAAGGCGGUGCCACCUAUCAUCUCCAUGUCUAAUAUGGGAUCUCGUGGACGACAAGUGAGAGGUAUAAACCAUUUAGACCAGAAUGUCACCCAAACCCCAACCCAAAGCCCGUCACACCACCCUUUUGAGGUGGGAUCCAUGGUGGAGGUAACAUCCAACACUGGGAUAACUGUAUACGGGGUGAUCCGUUGGAUGGGCGUCCUUUCAGAAAAUAAAAAUGACUGGGCCGGAAUUGAGCUGGAUUAUGAGGUGAAUAAUUGCUCAGAUGGGACGUAUGGAGGCCAGCAGUACUUCACUUGUAAAGGGGGCAGGGCCCUGUUUGUGCCCCUCACAAAGUGCAGUCCAGAUGGAAGGUUCUUAUGUCCCCCCUCUGAAAAGGAGACCCUGAAAGCAACAGAUAUCCCCCCAGUCAUUCCAUUGGAGGAAACAGAUGAGAAUGUCCCUCCUAUCCCGGAGGCGGAAGCCCUGUCUUUGCUCGUGGGCAAGAUGAAGGGGAUCCAGGGGCACUAUAACUCCUGCUACCUCGACGCCACUCUCUUCAGUUUGUUCUGCUCAUCUAUGACCCUGGACAGUGUUUGUCACAAACCAGAUGGCACAGAAAAGAGCAUAUCUCGCUCUCUGAAGAAAGACAUUGUCAACCGUUUGCGCAGACAAGGUUUUGUGCCUGCUGAGAGCGUAAUGAACUUCCGCAAGCAGCUCGGUUGUGACACCUUUGUAACAGAAGAGAAAGACCCUGAAGAGUUCAUCACAAUCCUUCUACAGCGGGUGCUUUGCAUGAAGUCAUUGCUUAAACUCAGGUCGAAUGACGACACAUCUCAGGAUGCCUACACAUUCCAGAUUAUUCUGGAUAAGGAGCAGGUGACACAGACUCCCACUGUCCAGCAACUCCUGGAUAUCUCCUUCCUGUCUUGUGGCCUCAAGUUUGAGGAGAUCCCAUCCUGCCUCAUGGUCCACAUGCCAAGGUUUGGGAAGAAGUACAAGAUGUUCCCCUACAUUAUCCCCUCAACAGAAUUUGACAUCACAGAUCUUCUAUACAACUCCCCCCGAGAAUGCUUCCUCUGUGGGCGUUUGGCAGAGUACGAGUGCCCCCAGUGCCUACAAGACCGCAAGCUCCAGCCAGGAAGAAUCAAACAGUAUUGCACUACCUGCAAGACACAGGUGCACAUUCAUCCCUCUCGGCAGAGCCACUGCCCUAAAGCCCUGGCAGUGCCAGCGGAGGUGCCAGCAGAUGCCCCUGUACCCAGGCACAAAAUGCAGUUGUUCGCUGUGCUCUGUAUCCACACCAGCCACUAUGUGUCCUUUGUAAAGUAUGGCCCUGGCCCUCGCUCCUGGCUCUUCUUCGACAGCAUGGCAGACAGAUGUGGUGAGAUUAACCUCAAAGAACACAGUUACAACGUAUUACCAAACGUAUGUGGACACCUGCUCUUCGAACAUCUCAUUCCAAAAUCAUGGGCAUCAAUAUGGAGUUGGUCCCCCCUUUGCUGGUAUAACAGCCUCCACUCCUCUGAGAAGAUGUUGGAACAUGGAGGGGGGGGGGGGUCCCACGUUGAAAGUCCCUUAGCUCUUCAGUACAGCCAUUCUACUGAAAAUAUUUGGCUAUGGAGAUUGCAUGGCUGUGUGCUCGAUUUUAUACACCUGUCAACAACGGGUGUAGCUGAAAUAGUCGAAUCCACUCAUUUGAAGGGGUGUCCACAUACUUUUGUAUCUUUGUCUAAGAAUCUUGUCUGUUGCCAUCAAAAGUUUAUUUCAAAACCUACUGAGUGGAUGUCGGGUUGGUACAACAUUAUUCUAAAAGGAAGAACAGACCGCUAAAUCCAUUUCUUCUGAGGUGCGGAACAAAUAAUAGUUCCGUUCAAUUGCAGACUGUUCCUUGCCUUGUAAAGUUAUUUAUUUGUCUUACUUGUCACUAGAUACCCAGUGACUUACUUUGUCUUUGAACCUGAUGUAGAGAACACUGCAACCUGACGUAAAUGUCUAGUCUUAUCACUUGUCAGAUGCCUAAUCUUCAGUCCCCUCAGGUGAUGACCAGAGUGGCUACAACAUUCCAGAGAUCAGGGCUUGUCCUGAGGUGGGUGACUUCCUGUCUCAGUCAGAGGAGGAGCUAGCGCGGGGUGACCCCUCCCAGGCUGGAGAGCCUGUCCGCAGGCUGCUGAGUGACUCCU
Messenger RNA from Oncorhynchus gorbuscha (pink salmon), 2951 nucleotides. Its product is annotated as ubiquitin carboxyl-terminal hydrolase CYLD-like. Gene Ontology annotation, biological process: protein K63-linked deubiquitination. The transcript has 13 exons. NCBI's taxonomy places the organism in Eukaryota, Metazoa, Chordata, Actinopteri, Salmoniformes, Salmonidae. The record is from RefSeq and is a predicted model, not a curated record. Gene Ontology annotation, cellular component: cytosol. Gene Ontology annotation, molecular function: K63-linked deubiquitinase activity; cysteine-type deubiquitinase activity. The coding region runs from base 214 to 2601 and encodes 795 amino acids.